This is a messenger RNA of Fragaria vesca subsp. vesca, 1336 nucleotides long. Its product is annotated as isoaspartyl peptidase/L-asparaginase-like. The transcript is spliced from 4 exons. Lineage: Eukaryota; Viridiplantae; Streptophyta; Magnoliopsida; Rosales; Rosaceae. Gene Ontology annotation, molecular function: hydrolase activity. The record is from RefSeq and is a predicted model, not a curated record. The coding region runs from base 1 to 966 and encodes 321 amino acids.
AUGGGGUGGGCGAUCGCGCUCCAUGGCGGCGCCGGCGACAUCCCCCUCUCUCUUUCGCCGGAGCGCCGCCAGCCUCGCGAGGCCGCCCUCCGCCACUGCCUCCAGAUCGGCGUCGAAGCUCUCAAGGCCAACAAGCCUCCUCUCGACGUCGUUGAGCUCGUCGUUCGCGAGCUGGAGAAUAUUCCGGUGUUCAACGCCGGGAAGGGGUCGGUGUUGACCAGCAACGGCACGGUGGAGAUGGAAGCUUGUAUUAUGGACGGCACCAAGAGAUGUGGAGCUGUUUCUGGGCUCACUACUGUGGUCAAUCCCAUAUCUUUAGCCAGAUUGGUCAUGGAGAACACUCCUCACAUCUAUCUUGCUUUUGAUGGAGCAGAGGCCUUUGCUAGAGAACAAGGUGUUGAGACUGCAGAUGCGAAUAGCUUCAUUACACCGGAGAAUGUUGAGAGGCUAAAGCAGGCGAUAGAGGCCAACAGGGUGCAGAUUGAUUAUACACAGCCAAUUCAGAAAGAUGUGAAGGAUAAAGCACCUGAAGCUGAUGGCGAUAGUCAGCUUGGAACUGUUGGAUGUGUGGCUGUUGAUGAUCUUGGGAAUUUGGCUUCUGCAACUUCGACAGGCGGAUUGGUUAACAAGAUGGUUGGCCGGAUUGGGGACACACCCAUUAUCGGUGCAGGGACAUAUGCCAACAAUCUGUGUGCAGUUUCUGCCACUGGCAAAGGUGAAGCAAUAAUCCGAAGUACAGCUGCGAGGGAUGUGGCAGCUCUUAUGGAGUACAAAGGUGUCUCUCUUAAAGAGGCUGCAGCUUAUGUUGUGGAGGAGAGCACUCCGAAAGGCAAUGUUGGCUUGGUUGCUGUAUCUGCCACAGGAGAAGUCACAAUGCCUUUCAAUACAACAGGGAUGUUUCGAGCUUGUGCUACUGAGGAUGGGUAUUGGGAGAUUGGAAUAUGGCCUUCUGAUGUGCAAAAAUGAGUUAUAUGGGUCAGCUGAAAUCGUUUUUAGUCAAGAAUCUACUUGAUCUAUUCAACAAAAUUGUGCUGUUUUUUUGUUUUUUUUUUUGUAUAUUUUACCGAAACCAAACACCAUUAUCAACUUGUAUUCAAUGUGGAUUAAUUCGAAAGUUUACAAUUACAUAACAACACCAUUUAGGACAGCAUCACGCAUUUAGCAUCUAGCGCCAUAUUCAGUGCACCAACUUUGUUUUCAUCUAGAAGAUUUUGUUUUAUAUCUUUGCCACCGGCCAUCAUAUUGUAAUAAUUGGUUGCCUGAGCGUUUAAUUUAGGGUUUAUACGCAAGGUGACCUAACUGCACUAUAUAGAAUCGAUUGAUGUUUCUAUUUUUU